Chilo suppressalis (striped riceborer) is the source of this 2135-nucleotide messenger RNA. The record is from the annotation of a GenBank genome assembly. Lineage: Eukaryota; Metazoa; Arthropoda; Insecta; Lepidoptera; Crambidae.
CACCCGCGCCCUCUCCGCUCCGCCUCACACGCAGCGUUGACCCUCGUAUAAAGCGGAGGCACCGCCACCACUCUCACGCAGUCACGAACCCACUAUCUAAGUGCACUCGCGAUCCACGCGCUCGACAUCUAAAUAGUAAACAGUGAAAGCAGUUUCUCGGUGUUAAAUUAUUACAAUGGCCGACGACUGGGGAUACACCUGCGAAAACGGUCCAGCGACCUGGACGGAGAAGUACCCUGAGGCUGGAGGCGCGCGUCAAAGUCCCGUAGAUAUUGUGACGUCGCGCGCCCGGAGUAGUAACAGCGCGCCCCCCCUCCGGUGGAAGUACUCCGUCAAUCACACCCGGUCUGUCCUCAACCCUGGCUACUGCUGGCGCGUCGACGAGAACGGAUACGAAUCCGAACUACGUGGCGGUCCGCUGGGUUCGGAUGUUUAUAUGCUAGAGCAGUGGCACUGCCACUGGGGCAGAGAGGACGGUGAGGGGUCUGAGCACACCGUGGACGGCCGCUCCUUCUCCGGGGAGUUGCAUCUCGUCCAUUGGAACACCUCCAAAUACGACAGCUUUCAGGAGGCCGCCGGCAAACCUGAUGGGCUAGCAGUCUUAGGCGUCCUACUAGCGGUCGGGUCAAAACACCAGGAGCUGGACAAGGUGGUGCGUUUGCUGCCAUUCAUCCAGCACAAGAACGACAAGGUGACCCUCUCGGAGGCGCUGGACCCCGCACAGCUGCUGCCGCCCCGCGUCGCGUACUGGACCUACCCCGGCUCACUCACCACUCCACCCUGCACUGAGUCAGUCACAUGGAUCUUGUUCAAGGAGCCCAUCCAAGUUUCAGCUGAACAGUUGGCAUUGAUGCGGAGGCUGCGGUGCGGCGAGCCUUCGUGCGGUUCUGAGGCUAUGGAGGUACUGCACAACUACAGGCCCACACUCCCGCUCGGCAACCGUGAACUCCGCGACUAUGGCGGCAACUAACCGUUCUCCACAGACGCUCGCUUCUAAUUAGCGAUUCUUCACAAAGUCUGAACGGAUUGACGAUGACCUUUACCAAAAAGGCCCUAAUAUACUCAACCUCAUGCAUAAAUCCGCCUCUGUCUGUUGACUAUACACGCAGAUGCGUGCCAAUGGACGACAAAUAAGAAUAAACAGCGUCGGCCGUUGGUCUUGACUCAACUUUAAAAUAUCAAUCAUCGCUAAUACAUUAGCAAAGGGGGGCACGCCAAUGACGUCAACGUGUCGUCCGAGUUUGGUACCAACUGUUAAAACGUAACAGUUACGUAAAUAAUACAGAGAGUUGUACCCAAUAUACAUAAUGAUGAAAUGUGUUUUCGUCGAGUUGAGUUCAAGACGCUCCGGAUUCCAAGCCUGAUCUUGGUGACGCUGGCGGCUACGGUGUUUGAUGCCCCAAAAAACCCGGCCCAAAUUCUGCAGAUCUGCUAUUACAUCUCCGCAUGAUAAGAAUAUCUAUAUGCCUUAUAAAUCCUGUGAUUAAUAUGUAUUUGGAAUAAAAUAUAAAUGCUAUAAGUGAACCGUGAAUUACUUGUAAACACGUGUUUCGUCCUCCAAAGACAAACAGCUGAACAGAACAACUGCCUUUCUAGAAACACAGGUAGAGAACUUGAAAAAUAAACAGCAGUUGAGAUCGUAUUGUUGUGAUGAUCAGCACAUCAAAAGAAGAACUCAUUAAACUUGUAAACCUUGGAGAAAGUAAUUAAAAUUCUUUGUUAUGUAAAAGUAUAAAGUAGUUGUGUUAGUUAAUAGCCCGAUAAUAUUUCAUUGUAACACGAGUAGAAUCAUACAUAUAUAUCGUAGCUAUACCCCGACCAGAAAAAAUAAAAAGCUGGCCAUAUGGAGGAAUACAAAAGGAACUAAUUAACACAGCAACUUUCCAAAAGUGAUUGGGGCGCCAUGACGUUUUCUGUGAAAUACGAUGUCAGUCAUAAGUCCUAACCAAAGUUAAUUAUCUAUUGAUUAGCCUGAAAACCCUGUACCAGUGGUCCAUAUUGUAUUUAUUGUACUGUUUAUAGAAAUAAAAGCCCUAUCUUCGUGUUAGGUGAAAUAAUUACUCAAAUGAGGUGAACAAAUUCAAAAAAAUAAUUGUAGAAUAAGUAAGGGCACUGUGGUUAAUAUACCUACUCAC